Anoplophora glabripennis (Asian longhorned beetle) is the source of this 1476-nucleotide messenger RNA. RefSeq lists its product as uncharacterized. The transcript is spliced from 2 exons. The record is from RefSeq and is a predicted model, not a curated record. Lineage: Eukaryota; Metazoa; Arthropoda; Insecta; Coleoptera; Cerambycidae. The annotation marks the transcript as partial.
AAUAGUUAUAUUUCAAAAAAUAGCGGAUCUGAAGGAACAAUUUUGUCAAAUAUUUUAAAUGGUAGCCUGUGGGAAGAAAUUCUACAAUCUACCAAGGAGACAACAUUUCCCCUGUUUAUAUAUUUUGAUGACUUUGAAACUUGCAAUCCACUAGGUAGUCACGCAGGUAUUUACAAAGUCGGUGCUGUAUACUUUACAAUUGCCUCAAUUCCUCCGGAAUAUAUUAGCAGAUUGGAAAACAUAUUCUUAACAUUACUAUUUCAUAGUUCUGAGAGAAGCGAAUUUGGCAAUAAAGUUAUUUUUAAUUGUUUACUGGAAGACCUUAAAUAUUUAGAACAAAAUGGCCUUGAAAUUGAACUUAAUAAUCAAAAACUUAAAAUUUUUUUUGCUGUUAUUCUAAUUGUAGGUGACAACCUAGGACUAAAUUCUGUAUUUGGUUUCGUUGAGAGUUUUUCUGCAAAUUACUUCUGUCGAUUUUGUACAUCCCAUAAAUCUGUAACUAAACAUCAAACACAACUUUACGAAUUUGACGAGCGUAAUAGAGGUGAUUAUGAAUGUCACUUAUCUAACAAAACAUUCGGAAUAAAGGAUAUUUGUGUUUGGAAUGAACUGCAAUAUUUUCAUGUUUAUGACAAUCACUCUGUAGAUAUCAUGCACGAUUUAUUUGAAGGAAUUCAUAGGUACGAUAUGGCAUUAUUCAUAAACUACUUUAUAAAACACAACUUUUUUUCUAUCAAUACACUUAAUUCAAGGCUUCGAUAUUUUCAUUUUGAUAACUUGGAAAACAACUAUCCUCCAGAUAUUAAACAAGAACAUCUAGAUAAAGGUAUGAUCAUUUUCUCUGCGGCAGAGAUGAGUUGUUUUGUCAAAAAUUUCAGGUUUAUAAUAGGAGAUUUUGUUCCACAUGACGAUCCUGUUUGGGCAUUGUAUAAAAACUUACUUGAAGUUACUGACUUUGUUUUAAAACCUCAAAUUAGUUGGACUGCCGUAGAUCAUUUAAAAAAUAUAAUUUCAAAAUAUCUUCAAUCUUUAGUAGAUUUAUUUCCGAAUAAUAACCUUAAACCAAAACAUCAUUUUUUACUACACUAUCCCUCUAUUAUUAGAAAAGUGGGACCUCUCUGUAAAACAUCCAGCUUUCGAUUUGAGGCAAAACACAGAGAGUUAAAAAAAAUUGCAAACAGCGUACAAACUCGUAAAAAUAUUCCAUUAACUAUAGCUAAAAAAUGUCAAAUGCAAUUUGGUUGCAGAUGUAUUUCGGAAACUGGUUUGGACGAUCGUACUUCUUUAAGUAAACCAACUUUUCAAUCAGUUAAUUAUUCAGAUUAUGAAUUCGAAAACAAUUUUGAUAUUAACUAUUACAAAAACAACUUCUUCGAAGUCAAGUGGUAUGAAAAAAAUGGAAUAAAAUUUAAUAUAUCUCAUGUUAUCAAGAUAUCUUGGAAAUGGUUAGAAAAAAUAAAACUGUGGGAGCUUUAG